AUGCCUCCAGACCCGCCGCAGCCAUAUACUCAAGGACAGGGUGCAGAGUCAGGUGGCGUCUUUGUGAAAAGCAUUCGUCAAAGCACGCAUAUGUCGGAUAGAUGGUUCGAUGAGCUCGACGACUUGAUCAGUGUUAUGAAAGCACCCAAGAAGGUAAAGGGGGGUUAUCGAGCUGUCAAGGUGGCGGUGAUCGAUACUGGUCUUCAACCAGCAAUUGGCCUCCGGAUGAACGUGAUCGAAUGGAGGGACUUCGUCGGCAGCAGCUCAACAAUGUGUGAUAACACCUGGCAUGGCACCAUUUCUGCCAGGCUCCUAGCCAACGCAUGUGAGGGCGCCGAGUUAUACAUAGCAAGGGUGUUUGACACGAACAACGCCAAUCAUGAGCACGGGCCGCGCCUCAUGGCUCAGGCUAUCGAAUGGGCAAUCGACCCCACGCGCCGAGUCGACAUCAUCAGCAUCUCCGCCGGUUUUGCUGAACACUCCCCUGUACUUCAUAGAGCAAUUGAUCAAGCCAGCAAUGCAGGGGUGCUCAUCUUCGCCGCCGCGUCGAACUGGGGCAAUCGCGGCCGCGUCGCCUUCCCAGCCCGCCACAACCUCAGAACCAUGUGCAUAUUCUCGACCAACCCAGAUGACCAGGCCUCAUCCUUUAAUCCGGAGCCUCGCGAGCACGCAGAUAAUUUUGCCAUCUUGGGCGAGGACCUGGUGCACCCCGCUGACCCGACGAUACGCGAGAGCGGAACCUCCAUGGCCACUGCCAUUGCCGCCGGGUUGGCGGCUCGGAUUAUUGACUUUAGCCGGCAUGCGGAUAACACGACCAUCGAGCGCGUGGGUGAUGUGGGCUCCCUCGCUGGUAUGACGGCUAUCUUCCGGUUUAUGUCCAAGAGAGAUGGUUCUUUCCAGUGUGUUUCGCCGUUACGGCUCUUGCCGGAACGACAUAAAUAUAACGAGCCCGAGAGGAACCGCGCGUAUGUGCGAGAGAGUCUGCAUCGUGCUAUGGAGAGUGCGGACUAG
Molecule: messenger RNA, 1011 nt
Organism: Aspergillus brunneoviolaceus CBS 621.78
Lineage: Eukaryota; Fungi; Ascomycota; Eurotiomycetes; Eurotiales; Aspergillaceae
Product: subtilisin-like protein
Exons: 3
Coding region: 1-1011 (336 amino acids)
Biological process (GO): proteolysis
Molecular function (GO): serine-type endopeptidase activity
Source: RefSeq, a predicted model, not a curated record